Molecule: messenger RNA, 1170 nt
Organism: Penicillium chermesinum
Lineage: Eukaryota; Fungi; Ascomycota; Eurotiomycetes; Eurotiales; Aspergillaceae
Product: acetamidase/formamidase family protein
Exons: 5
Coding region: 1-1170 (389 amino acids)
Molecular function (GO): hydrolase activity, acting on carbon-nitrogen (but not peptide) bonds, in linear amides
Source: RefSeq, a predicted model, not a curated record
AUGGGUAUCAAAGGGAUUCGCACGGCCCUGAAGGUCGAUCUAGAUAAGCCUGCCCAAGAGCAGCAGGGGCUUCACAACCGGUGGCACCCAGAUAUCCCUGCAUGCGGCAAGAUCGCCAACAACGAAGUCGUCAAGAUCGAAUGCCUUGACUGGACCGGCGGUCAAAUCAAGAAUAACGACUCAGCCGACGAUGUCAAGAAUGUUGAUCUGACGCAAAUCCACUAUCUCUCUGGUCCAUUCGACAUCGAGACGGCUGAGCCUGGCGACGUCCUGCUUGUAGAGAUCCAAGACGUCCAACCCUUCCAGGAGCAGCCUUGGGGAUUUACCGGAAUUUUCGAUCGCCACAAUGGAGGCGGCUUUCUGGACGAACUAUAUCCAAAAGCUGCCAAGGCAAUCUGGGACUUUGAAGGGAUCUUCUGUUCAUCUCGACAUAUCCCGCAUGUCCGCUUCGCUGGACUGAUCCACCCUGGUAUCCUGGGAUGUGCUCCUUCGGCAGAGGUUCUAGCAGAAUGGAACCGGCGCGAAGGCGAGCUGAUCGCCGCAAACACCGUCGCUGAGCGAAUCGUCGCGCAACCUCCCAAUCCGCAGAAUUCCCACGCUGGAAGCUCGCCAGAGGACAUCAAAGCGAGAGUCGCGAAGGAAGGCGCACGAACGAUCCCUGGGCGCCCCGAGCACGGCGGGAACUGCGACAUCAAGAACCUUUCCAGAGGCUCGAAGGUGUACCUGCCCGUCCACGUGCCCGGUGCAAAAUUCUCCGUCGGCGAUCUCCAUUUCUCGCAAGGAGACGGCGAGAUUUCAUUCUGCGGCGCCAUCGAGAUGGCAGGCGUCAUAACGCUGAAGUUUACCGUGAUCAAGAACGGCAUGGCGAAACUGAAUAUGAAGUCUCCGAUUUUCCACGCAGGCCCCGUCGAGCCGCAGUUCGGCCCUGGUCGGUACCUGACAUUCGAAGGCUUUUCGGUCGAUGAGACAGGGAAGCAGCAUUAUUUGGAUGCUACCGUCGCUUACCGGCAGACCUGCCUGCGGGUGAUCGAGUACCUGCGGCGAUAUGGGUAUAGUGAUUACCAGAUAUACCUACUCCUGAGCUGUGCGCCUGUCCAAGGGCAUAUAGCUGGAAAUUGUGGACAUUCCCAACGCGUGCACGACAUUGGGUGUUCCGAUGGAUAUCUUUGA